Messenger RNA from Aspergillus fischeri NRRL 181, 8610 nucleotides. It is a transcript of the gene prp8, whose product is annotated as U4/U6-U5 snRNP complex subunit PRP8. Gene Ontology annotation, biological process: mRNA splicing, via spliceosome; protein splicing; spliceosomal tri-snRNP complex assembly. The record is from RefSeq and is a predicted model, not a curated record. The transcript has 2 exons. Gene Ontology annotation, molecular function: endonuclease activity; U6 snRNA binding; DNA binding. Gene Ontology annotation, cellular component: U5 snRNP; catalytic step 2 spliceosome. NCBI's taxonomy places the organism in Eukaryota, Fungi, Ascomycota, Eurotiomycetes, Eurotiales, Aspergillaceae. Bases 1 to 8610 code for a protein of 2869 amino acids.
AUGGCGUCGUUGCCUCCUCCCCCUCCCCCAGGAUGGGGUGCAGCCCCUCCUUCCAUGCCUUUGGCGCCGCCGCCGCCAGGAUACCAGCCCCCAGCGGAUCCGAAUGUCGCAAAGUUUGCUCAGAAGAAGAACGAAUGGCUGCGGACGCAGCGCAAUCGGUUUGGAGAGAAGAGGAAAGGCGGGUUCGUUGAGACACAGAAGGCGGACAUGCCUCCGGAGCACUUGCGGAAGAUUGUCAGAGAUAUCGGCGACGUAUCACAGAAGAAGUUCAGCAACGAGAAGCGCAGCUAUCUCGGCGCGCUGAAGUUCAUGCCUCACGCCGUGCUGAAGCUGCUGGAGAACAUGCCCAUGCCUUGGGAAUCGGCUCGUGAGGUCAAGGUGCUGUACCAUGUGAAUGGUUGCCUUACGCUCGUGAACGAGACCCCGAGGGUCAUCGAACCGGUUUUCCAUGCUCAGUGGGCUACCAUGUGGGUGUGUAUGCGGCGAGAAAAGAGCGACCGCAGACAUUUCAAGCGGAUGCGCUUUCCCCCUUUCGAUGACGAGGAACCUCCCCUAUCGUGGUCGGAGAAUAUCGAAGACGUCGAGCCCUUGGAGCCGGUCCAGAUGGAGCUCGACGAAUCCGAAGAUGCCCCCGUGUACGAGUGGUUCUACGAUCACCGGCCGCUACUUGAUACCCCUCAUGUCAAUGGACCAAGCUAUAAGAGCUGGAAUUUGACCCUUCCGCAGAUGGCAACUCUCUACCGGUUAAGUCAUCAGUUACUCAGUGAUGUGGUCGACCAGAAUUACUUUCACAUGUUUGACCUCAACAGUUUCCUUACGGCAAAGGCCUUGAAUGUUGCCAUCCCCGGUGGCCCACGCUUUGAGCCUUUGUACAAGGACAUCGAUCCCAAUGACGAGGAUUUCAGUGAAUUCAAUGCGAUCGACCGCAUCAUCUUUCGAGCACCCAUCCGGACGGAGUACAGAGUCGCUUUCCCUUUCUUAUAUAACACCCUCCCGAGAAGCGUGAAAGUUUCCUGGUAUUCUCAUCCUCAAGUCGUUUACGUCCGAACCGACCCUAACCUUCCUGCUUUCUACUUCGACCCUGUCAUCAAUCCCAUCUCGUCGCGCUCUGUCGCCCCCAGAAACGUUACAGUCAGUCAUGAGGAUGAGAUCUUUGGGCCCGGAAACAAUGAGGACGAUCUUUUUGAACUCCCACCGGAGGUGAAGCCCUUCUUCGCUGACGAGGAACUGUACACACCUGAUACUGCCUCAGCGAUCGCCCUGUGGUGGGCUCCUCAUCCGUUCAAUAAGAGAUCAGGGAAGAUGGUGCGCGCGCAGGACGUGCCACUCGUCAAGCAGUGGUACCUGGAGCAUUGCCCUCAGGGCCAGCCUGUGAAGGUCCGAGUCUCGUAUCAGAAGCUUCUCAAGACGUAUGUGCUUAAUGAGUUGCACAAGAAGAAGCCUAAGGCCCAGAACAAGCAAAAUCUGUUGAAGACCCUGAAAUCUACCAAGUUUUUCCAGCAGACGACAAUCGACUGGGUUGAAGCUGGUCUCCAGGUUUGCCGCCAGGGUUUCAACAUGCUCAACCUCUUGAUUCACCGAAAGAACUUGACUUAUCUGCAUCUCGACUACAACUUCAAUUUGAAGCCAGUUAAGACACUGACCACUAAGGAGCGAAAGAAGUCCCGCUUCGGUAACGCUUUUCACUUGAUGCGUGAGAUUUUGCGCCUUACAAAGUUAAUUGUCGAUGCGCAAGUUCAAUACCGUCUGGGUAACAUCGAUGCUUUUCAAUUGGCGGAUGGCAUUCUGUAUGCUUUCAACCAUGUUGGACAGUUGACCGGUAUGUACCGUUACAAGUACAAGUUGAUGCAUCAAAUCCGUUCCUGCAAGGACCUGAAGCAUUUGAUCUACUACCGAUUCAACUCUGGCCCUGUGGGUAAAGGUCCUGGUUGCGGUUUCUGGGCCCCUGCUUGGCGCGUUUGGCUGUUCUUCAUGCGCGGUAUCAUUCCUCUUCUUGAGAGAUGGCUUGGAAACUUGCUUUCUCGUCAGUUUGAGGGUCGUCAUAGCAAGGGCGUUGCCAAGACCGUCACUAAACAGCGUGUCGAGUCGCACUUCGAUCUUGAACUGCGAGCCUCCGUCAUGGCGGAUCUGAUGGACAUGAUGCCUGAAGGUAUCAAACAGAACAAAGUCAACACAGUUCUGCAACAUCUGUCUGAAGCAUGGCGAUGCUGGAAGAGUAAUAUUCCCUGGAAGGUGCCGGGGCUCCCAGCACCUAUCGAGAAUAUUAUCUUGCGAUAUGUGAAGAGCAAGGCCGAUUGGUGGAUAUCUGUCGCACACUACAAUCGUGAACGUAUCCGCCGCGGUGCCACCGUGGAUAAGACUGUUGCCAAGAAGAAUCUUGGUCGACUGACUCGGCUUUGGCUCAAGGCUGAGCAGGAGAGACAGCACAAUUAUUUGAAGGAUGGUCCUUAUGUAUCUUCCGAAGAAGCGGUGGCGAUUUACACAACCAUGGUGCACUGGCUCGAGUCUCGCAAGUUCUCACCCAUUCCGUUCCCGAGUGUCUCAUACAAGCAUGACACCAAGAUUCUUAUUCUUGCUCUCGAACGCCUCCGCGAGGCCUACUCUGUGAAGGGUAGACUGAACCAGAGUCAGCGAGAAGAACUUGCUCUCAUUGAACAGGCAUACGACUCUCCUGGAACCACGCUGGCCCGAAUCAAGAGAUUCCUUCUCACUCAGAGAGCAUUUAAGGAAGUUGGAAUCGACAUGAAUGACAAUUACAACAACAUCAACCCUGUGUACGAUGUUGAGCCGAUCGAGAAGAUCACGGACGCCUACCUGGACCAGUACCUUUGGUAUCAGGCAGAGCAGCGCCACCUCUUCCCAGCUUGGAUCAAACCUUCCGAUUCUGAAGUCCCUCCACUGCUGACCUACAAGUGGGCCCAGGGAAUCAAUAAUUUGUCCAACGUCUGGGAAACUGCCGAUGGCGAGACGAAUGUCAUGAUCGAAACGGAGUUAUCCAAGGUCUAUGAGAAGAUUGAUCUUACUCUCUUGAAUCGUCUGCUACGUUUGAUCAUGGACCACAACUUGGCUGAUUACAUUACUUCGAAGAACAAUGUGCAGCUGAGCUACAAGGAUAUGAACCAUACCAACAGCUACGGAUUGAUCAGGGGGCUGCAGUUCUCUGGUUUCGUCUUCCAGUAUUAUGGUCUUAUGAUUGAUCUGCUGCUCCUUGGUUUGCAGAGAGCCAGUGAGAUGGCAGGUCCGCCGCAGAGUCCCAACGACUUCUUGCAAUUCAGAGACCGUGCCACUGAGACAAGACAUCCCAUUCGUUUGUACACUCGCUAUGUCGACAAGAUCUGGGUAUUCUUCAGAUUCACCGCCGACGAGUCCAGGGAUCUUAUUCAGCGCUUCCUUACAGAGAACCCUGAUCCUAAUUUCGAGAACGUUAUUGGAUAUAAGAACAAGAAGUGCUGGCCGCGUGAUUGCCGUAUGCGUCUGAUGCGACACGAUGUUAAUCUCGGUCGCGCUGCCUUCUGGGAUUUGAAGAACCGUCUGCCGCGGUCAAUUACGACGAUUGAAUGGGAUGAUACCUUUGCUAGCGUGUACAGCAAGGACAACCCGAACCUGCUGUUCUCCAUGUGUGGAUUUGAGGUCCGUAUUCUGCCAAAGAUUCGCAAUCAGAAUGAGGAGUUCUCAGUCAAGGACAGUGUGUGGUCUCUGGUAGACAACGCCACCAAGGAGCGCACAGCCCAUGCUUUCUUGCAAGUAACGGAGGAGGACAUCCAGAAAUUCAACAACCGAAUCCGGCAAAUCCUCAUGUCCUCGGGUUCAACCACUUUCACCAAGAUCGCCAACAAGUGGAACACCGCUCUUAUCGCGCUCUUUACGUACUAUCGUGAAGCUGCUGUCUCCACCGUCAAUCUUUUGGACACGAUUGUCAAAUGUGAGACCAAGAUUCAGACUCGCGUUAAGAUUGGUCUGAACUCCAAGAUGCCCUCGCGUUUCCCUCCUGCGGUCUUCUACACGCCAAAGGAACUGGGUGGUCUGGGCAUGAUUUCGGGUUCUCAUAUUUUGAUUCCCGCCAGUGACAAGCGGUGGUCGAAGCAGACGGAUACCGGCAUUACUCACUUCCGAGCGGGUAUGUCACAUGACGAGGAGACCCUCAUUCCUAACAUCUUCCGAUACAUCAUUCCAUGGGAGGCCGAAUUCAUCGACUCUCAGCGAGUCUGGAUGGAAUACUCUCAGAAGCGGAUGGAAGCUCAGCAGCAGAAUCGCCGUCUGACUUUGGAGGACUUGGAAGAUAGCUGGGAUCGCGGUCUCCCUCGUAUCAACACUCUUUUCCAAAAGGAUCGAAGCACACUCAGCUUCGAUAAAGGUUUCCGUCUCAGAGCCGAGUUCAAGCAGUACCAGCUGAUGAAGAGCAAUCCAUUCUGGUGGACAAGUCAACGUCAUGACGGUAAACUCUGGAACUUGAACGCUUACCGCACAGAUGUCAUCCAAGCACUUGGUGGUGUUGAGACUAUUCUCGAGCACACCUUGUUCAAGGCAACUGCUUUUCCAUCUUGGGAGGGGCUCUUUUGGGAAAGAGCAUGCCUUGCCAAGGGGACACGGCUGCUACGGUAUGACGGUAGCGAAAUUGAGGUCCAGGAUGUCAAAGAGGGAGAUUUACUCCUUGGUCCUGACGGCGGUCCUCGCCGGGCUUUCAACAUUGUGAACGGUGAAGACCGUCUCUACCGUAUCAAGAUUGAUGGAAGUAAAGAGGACCUUGUGGUUACGCCAAACCAUAUUCUGGUUCUUCACCGGGAGAAGAGAGCGACUACUUUCGAGUCAAUGCCAAGCACGAACGCUGAAGAACCAGGAAAUGGAGACGAUGACGAGCUACCUGAGGUUUCAGCAGCAGAGCGCUACGAUACCGUUGAAAUGACGGCAGCUGAGUUCGCCGCGCUUAGUACAGAAGAACGGAGUCGGUAUCGUGUGUUCAGAUGUCCUGGCUUCGAGUUGCCUGAGCAGUCAGUGCCGGUAAACCCGUAUUUCCUCGGGCUUUGGCUUGGCGAUGGUAACAGUAGGAGCACCACGAUCUACAACAGUCAUGGAGAGACUGUUCGUGAGUUCCUCGUGAACCAUGCUGCUGAAUUGGAUAUGUACCUCACAUGGCACGGUCAACUUGGCUAUGCGACUGUCCCGGAUACCAUUGAACAUCGUCCGGUUGUUCGUCAAGCACGACAGACCAUUCGGAAGCUACGACUUGCUGCUAAGAGUAUCGCACAACCAGAAGUGUCUGAAGGACUCAUGCCAAGUCAAGGUUCGACGGAAGAACCAAGCCAGGCUUCGACGAUCAAACCAGUCCACCAAGCUUCGAUGGUAGAGCAGAAAGCUGAUCUCGAUCUGCUCGAAACCGAUAGCGAGGACGAGGAAGCCGACAGCGCUGAUGAGGAUGAGCUUGGAGACCCCGAUGCUUCCGAAUUUCGGCCGGAGCCGGAAAGCCAGCUAUCCCAGUCUCACUUCUCCAAUCGUCGGCGGAACCACCGCCUGCGAACAGGCCGUCGAGCAUAUGGAGAUUUGAAUGGCGACGAGGAAGAUGAACUUCUUCACCAGAUCGUGGAACAAUCCGAAGGCAGUCGUGUUGACUCGCUCCCCCGGGCGCUCGACGCCUUGGGGGUUAUUGCUCAAAAAGAAACAGGUCCUGAAACCGACCGGAAGCAUAUUCCAUCGAUAUACAUGAAAAACUCUCGGUCUGUCCGUCUUGCCGUUCUGGCAGGUCUCAUCGAUAGUGACGGUUGGUACGUCUAUCCAGAGAAUAUGCUUGGCUUUGCCCAGAGUGAGCGUUGCCAUUCCAAGCUCUUUUGGGACGUUGUCGCGCUGGCACGUUCUUUAGGUCUCAGUGUCUGGACCAAGCGACAUAUGAUGUGGAACCCUGCUCGCACGGAGAGGUAUCCCCAGCUCUUUGCCCAGAUCUCUGGGAAUGUGGCCGAGGUUCCUUGUCUCCUUGCGCGGAAGAAAGGCGUUGAGCGUUUGAUUCCCCAGACUCACAGUUUCAUGAUCAAGGACAUUUCCCUUGAACCUGAGACCACGGAGUGGGCUGGUUUUAGAGUCGACAAAGAUCAGCUUUACCUGCGACAUGAUUACCUUGUCUUGCAUAACAGUGGAUUUGAAGAGUCGAUGAAAUUCAAGAAGCUCACAAAUGCUCAGCGGUCUGGUUUGAACCAAAUCCCUAACCGUCGGUUCACCCUGUGGUGGUCCCCAACCAUCAACCGUGCCAACGUCUAUGUCGGUUUCCAGGUGCAGCUUGAUCUUACAGGUAUCUUCUUGCACGGCAAGAUCCCCACUUUGAAGAUUUCCUUGAUUCAGAUCUUCCGUGCGCACUUGUGGCAGAAAAUCCACGAAUCUGUCGUCAUGGACUUGUGCCAGGUGUUUGAUCAGGAACUCGAGCAGUUGGGCAUCGAAGCUGUCCAGAAGGAGACCAUUCACCCACGUAAGUCUUACAAGAUGAACAGUUCGUGCGCAGACAUCCUGCUCUUUGCAACAAACAAGUGGAACGUGACUAGACCUUCCAUUUUGUUCGACACGAAAGACGUUUACGAGCCGACCACUACGAACAAGUUCUGGCUUGAUGUGCAGUUAAGAUACGGCGAUUACGAUUCUCAUGAUAUCGAGAGAUAUGUCCGCGCCAAGUACCUCGACUACACUACCGAUAGCAUGAGUAUCUAUCCUUCCGCCACUGGUCUCAUGAUUGGUAUUGAUCUUGCAUACAACCUCUAUUCGGCGUACGGACAGUACUUCCCGGGCUUGAAGACUCUGAUCCAGCAGGCCAUGGCCAAGAUCAUGAAGGCAAACCCUGCCUUGUAUGUACUAAGAGAGCGUAUUCGAAAGGGUCUGCAGUUGUAUGCGUCUGAAAGCAACCAGGAGUUCCUCAACUCUCAGAAUUACUCCGAACUGUUCAGCCCGCAGAUUCAACUGUUCAUUGACGAUACCAAUGUCUACCGUGUCACCAUUCAUAAGACCUUCGAAGGCAACUUGACCACAAAGCCCAUCAACGGUGCCAUCUUCAUUUUCAACCCUCGGACUGGUCAAUUGUUCCUCAAGAUUAUUCACACUAGUGUUUGGGCUGGUCAGAAGCGUCUUGGCCAAUUGGCGAAGUGGAAGACAGCCGAAGAAGUUGCAGCACUCAUUCGGUCUCUGCCUGUGGAAGAACAGCCUAAGCAGCUCAUUGUCACUCGGAAAGGUCUUCUAGAUCCCCUUGAAGUCCAUCUGCUCGACUUCCCCAACAUCUCCAUCCGUGCCUCUGAGCUCCAGCUGCCGUUCCAGGCUGCCAUGAAGGUCGAGAAGCUGGCAGAUAUGAUUCUGCGGGCAACCGAACCUCAGAUGGUACUCUUCAACCUCUACGAUGAAUGGCUCAAGUCCAUCUCUCCGUAUACCGCCUUCUCCCGUCUAAUUCUUAUUCUGCGAGCCCUGCACGUCAAUAUCGACAAGGCCAAGAUCAUCUUGAGACCUGACAAGACGGUAAUUACACAAGAGCAUCACAUCUGGCCUACGCUAUCGGACGAGGAUUGGAUCAAGGUUGAAGUCCAACUUCGUGACCUGAUUUUGAACGAUUAUGGAAAGAAGAACAACGUGAACGUGCAAAGUUUGACGAGCAGCGAAGUCCGAGACAUUAUUCUUGGUAUGGAGAUUAGCGCGCCUUCACUUCAGCGGCAGCAGGCCGCAGAAAUUGAGAAGCAGCAGGAGGAGGCCAAGCAGCUUACAGCUGUCACGACGAAGACGCAGAAUGUUCGCGGUGAAGAAAUCAUCGUCACGACCACGUCUCAGUACGAACAGCAGUCGUUUGCUUCGAAGACCGAAUGGCGUACACGGGCAAUUGCGACAUCGAAUCUUCGCACGAGAGCCAACAAUAUCUACAUUUCGUCAGAUGAUGUUUCAGAGGAAGGAUACACUUAUAUCAUGCCCAAGAACAUUCUUCGUCGCUUCAUCACUAUUGCCGACCUUCGAGUGCAGGUUGCUGGGUAUCUCUACGGUAGCUCCCCUCCUGAUAACGACCAAGUGAAGGAGAUUCGGACCAUCGUCAUGAUUCCGCAAGUCGGAAAUACUCGAGAUGUUCAGUUGCCCCAACAGUUGCCACAGCAUGAGUAUCUGAACGGACUUGAGCCUCUCGGUAUCAUCCACACGAUCUCUGGCAAUGAGCCACAUUACAUGACUGCUAUGGAUGUGACUCAGCAUGCGCGGUUGAUGAAUGCUCACCCCUCGUGGGACAAGAAGACCGUCACGAUGACAGUGUCAUUUACCCCUGGAUCUGUUUCCCUUGCAGCAUGGGGGCUGACGCCCCAGGGUUACAAGUGGGGAGCUGAGAACAAAGACACCACAUCUGACCAACCACAAGGGUUCUCGACCAGCAUGGGUCAGAAAUGCCAACUGCUGCUCAGCGACAAGAUUCGUGGAUACUUCCUGGUCCCUGAAGAUAACGUGUGGAACUAUAGCUUCAUGGGAAGCUCUUUCGGCAGCGUCGAAAAGCGACCUGUCUAUGUCAAGAUUGAUACGCCGUUGAGAUUCUAUGACGACCAACAUCGUCCUUUGCACUUCCAGAACUUUGCUGAACUCGAGGACAUUUGGGUUGAUCGUUCCGAUAAUUUCGCUUAA